AUGAAAUACUGUACCUCCCCGUACUACCACACCUCCAAUGGAGCACACCAAUGUAGCGUCAACAGAAAAUAUCUAACUCCUACAAAGAACGCAACCGCCAUACUUACUUCUGCUCUAGAUCCUCCAAAAAGAUCAAGCAACCCUUUGGACGUCUGUAACCUCACAUCCAAAGAUCCUCCUCGUAGCCCAGCGAAGCGAUCCCACGCCGACUCGACACCAAAGCUUUGGUCACCCGUGGACAAUCUCGAUUACGAAGAACCGAAGAAGAAGAAGCUGAUGCUUAGCAGCAAUGACAUAGAUUACUCGCUUCCGAUCACCACUACUUACUUGAAAUACAUGAGGAGCUUGGGAUGUAGAGAUGAGGACGCCUUCAAGUUCGAUAACAAACACUACAGUUAUCCAACCAAUAUGGACAUUUUACAGAGCACUGGGGCUGUAGUAGUAAAUCCAAUAUUGUUAGAAUGGAAAGGUAUCAAUCAAAAAUCCUAA
Diabrotica balteata is the source of this 489-nucleotide messenger RNA. The record is from the annotation of a GenBank genome assembly. Lineage: Eukaryota; Metazoa; Arthropoda; Insecta; Coleoptera; Chrysomelidae.